Messenger RNA from Rosa rugosa (rugosa rose), 438 nucleotides. Its product is annotated as probable phospholipid-transporting ATPase 4. Gene Ontology annotation, molecular function: ATPase-coupled intramembrane lipid carrier activity. The transcript has 3 exons. Gene Ontology annotation, cellular component: plasma membrane. Gene Ontology annotation, biological process: phospholipid translocation. The record is from RefSeq and is a predicted model, not a curated record. Bases 133 to 438 code for a protein of 101 amino acids. Lineage: Eukaryota; Viridiplantae; Streptophyta; Magnoliopsida; Rosales; Rosaceae.
UUUGAAUGAAUAUGGAGAAGCUGGGUUGCGUACGUUGACGCUUGCUUAUAAAAAGCUUGAGGAGUCUGAGUAUUCUGCUUGGAACAAUGAAUUUCAAAAGCAAAAUCAUCUAUCGGGGCUGAUAGGGAGGUGAUGCUCGAGCGAGUAGCAGAGAAGAUGGAAAAAGACUUGAUCAUGGUUGGUGCUACAGCUGUGGAGGACAAAUUGCAAAAAAGGGCUGUGAUGGCCAGUGACUUUGCUAUUGCCCAGUUUCAGUUUUUGGAGAGACUUUUGGUUGUCCAUGGACAUUGGUGCUAUAAAAGGAUUGCUCAGAUGAUUUGCUACUUCUACAAAAAUAUAGCAUUUGGUCUGGUACAUGCUACUUUGAGGCAUUCACCGGAUAUUCAGGGUAAUCAAUAUAUGAUGACUGGUACAUGCUAUCGUUCAAUGUUAUUCUAA